Molecule: messenger RNA, 462 nt
Organism: Acanthamoeba castellanii str. Neff
Lineage: Eukaryota; Discosea; Longamoebia; Acanthamoebidae
Product: 60S ribosomal protein L36, putative
Exons: 3
Coding region: 1-462 (153 amino acids)
Biological process (GO): cytoplasmic translation
Cellular component (GO): cytosolic large ribosomal subunit; ribosome
Molecular function (GO): structural constituent of ribosome
Source: RefSeq, a predicted model, not a curated record
AUGUCGUCGAAGAAGGCCGCCCCCGCCAAGGCUCCUGCCAAGGCCGCCGCCAAGGCCCCCGCUAAGGCCGCUCCCGCCAAGCCCGUCAGGGUCCGCAAGGAGAAGAAGCCCACUCAGGACCUCACCAUCAAGACUCCCCUCGGUAUUGCCCGUGGUCUUAAGAGGGGCUUCCCCGUCACUAAGAGGACCAGGAAGAUCCGUACGGCCGACGUCAGGAGGAUUGGUAAGCGCACCAAGUUCGUCCGUGAGGUCAUCCGUGAGGUCUCCGGCUAUGCCCCCUAUGAGAGGCGCAUCAUUGAGUUGAUGAGGGUCGGUCUUGACAAGCGUGCCCUCAAGCUCGCCAAGAGGAAGAUCGGUACCCACCGCCGUGCGCUCAAGAAGAGGGAGGAGAUGGGUAACGUCGUCUCGCUCCAGCGUCUUGCCGCUUCCAGGGCCAAGGAGGAUGCCGAGGAGCAGCAGUAA